AUGUCACAACUUUUACGUAAUAGAUGUACAGGUAUAGAAAAUUCAUUAAUUCGAAAUUGUGAAGUUGGUAGAAAGUUUGGUGGCACGUUCCGUUUGAGGCAAGCCUGUGCGAAAUUGUUCGUCAAUUCCACUUCAAUACAGAAUUAUAAGGUAAUAAAUAUUACCAAGAGCGAACUUGACGCCGGUCCAAGCAGUGCGGACGUAGUGGAAGAGCCGGCGGUAGAGCGGGCGGGGUCUCCGCCGGCGGGCGGGCGCCUCAGGGUCGGGCGCGGGCGGCGCCUCCGCAUCGCCCGCACCCGCACGGCCGUCCACCGACGACGCCGUGUUGGGGACCCAGCUUUACUACCGCUGGUC
This is a messenger RNA of Brenthis ino (lesser marbled fritillary), 354 nucleotides long. The record is from the annotation of a GenBank genome assembly. NCBI's taxonomy places the organism in Eukaryota, Metazoa, Arthropoda, Insecta, Lepidoptera, Nymphalidae.